Messenger RNA from Closterium sp. NIES-65, 6807 nucleotides. The record is from the annotation of a GenBank genome assembly. NCBI's taxonomy places the organism in Eukaryota, Viridiplantae, Streptophyta, Zygnematophyceae, Desmidiales, Closteriaceae.
AUGAGAGUUGCUGCACUCCGUGCAACCCCUCUUUACCGCAUUCCCUCUCUUUGCACUCCUCAACCCCCCUUCCUCCCCUGCGCAGUCUACUGGCUGGAUGGUGGCAGCAUGGCGAAGAGCAGAGUGGAGGGCAACGUGGGGGACAUGGGGGGGGGCGGCAUGGCAGUCAACACCAUCAACCCCAUCACUGUGGACGAUUGUGACUUUGUUGCUAACGAGGCCACCACUGGGGAGGGCGGAGGCGUGCUUAUAACGGAGGGUGAAGCCACAGACGUGACAAUCAGCAACACCCGGUUCUCGCAGAACAAGGCCAUGGCAGCGCGAGGAGGGGGUGUGUUCCACAGUGGGACCGCCCUCUCCCUCCUCUCCACCUCCUUCAAAAGCAACUCUGCUGCUAAGGGCGGCGCACUCGCAAUCGUUGGCUCUGUCCUCUCCUCCUCCUCUUCCUCUCCCUCCGAUCCCGCCGCUCCCGCCGCUCCUGCCACUCCCUCUGUGUCCACCGUCGCUACGGUCACCUCCUCCUCGUUCUCCCUCAACCACGCUGACCUGGCGGGCGGCGCGGUUUACGCCGCCAUGACCGGCGACGCGCGAAUCACCGACUGCCAGCUGUCGCAGAACGACGCGACGACAGGUGGCGGGGUGGCACUGGAGGAGUACAGUGUGCUGGACAUGCAGAGGACGGUGUGUGACGGCAACAAGGCGAUAUCCGGGGGAGGGUGUUUGGCGCUGAUUGACUCUACGUCCGGCGUGAUUGUAAAGGGGGAGGUGAAGGGGAACGAGGGCGGGAGCGAGGGAGGGGGGGUUCGUGCGAGUGGGUCGGCAAAGUUGAGUGUAUCGGGGGUGAUUGUAGAGGGGAACAGUGCGCAAGGGGGUGGGGGGUUUGUCUGGGCAGAAAUGGACUCUCAGGUGAACGCAUCGGGCACCACGUUUCGAAACAAUUCUGCCCGGUUUUACGGCGGAGUGAUCUACGCCGUCCAUUCGGCCAGCGUCGCUCUCACAGGAUCUGAUCUGAUUGCGAACAGCGCGGAUUUGGGCGGCGCGGCGCUGAUCGAGGGGCGGGCGGUUUUGUCCUCUUUCAACUCGACGUUCUCUGAGAAUGCCGUCCAUGCAGUGAUGGUGAGAGGCCAGGCAGUGGCAACCAUUAUUGGUGGUAGUUUCAACAACAACACUGCUGCCAGCAUCCCGUCCUCUUCCUCCUCUUCCUCCUCUUCCUCCUCUUCCUCCUCUGCUUCUGCUGCUGUUUCAACCAUUCCGACCACCACUGCCACCGCCACCGCCGCUGCCACUGCUACCGGAUUUUCUGACUCCGCCUAUCCUUUCUCGCCUUCUAUCCGCAUGGCUGCUGCCUUUGCAGCUGCAGUCACCUCCUCUAUCGAAUCGGCUAGCUUAACCACCAAGGGCCUUACUGCCAGAAUCCUUGCUGCUGCUUCUCCUUCUGCUCCUGCUGCUGCCGGUGUAGCUGGGAAUGUUACCACCGGCCAAGGCGGUAACAGCACGGCAGCUGGAGCAACAGCAGCAACAGGAGCAGCAGCAACUGGAGUGGCGAGCCCUGUGGGCGACGGUGGCGCGCUCCACGUCACCGACUCCGCCGUCCUCGUUAUCAACAGCUCCACUCUCGCCGGCAACACCGGGAGCAGCGGCGGCGCCAUCUUCUCCGAUUCGCUCGCGACCGUCUCGAUCAACGGCUGCGAUUUCGCCUCAAACGCUGCCAGCAAGGGAGCAGGAGCCCUCGCCACAGGGAAUUCGUCUCUCUCCGUCUUCCUCUCCAACUUCACUUCAAACGCAGCGUCGUUUGGCGGAGGCGGGUUGUUUUACGAGGGCAACUCGCAGGGAAGCAUAUUGAACUGCUCGUUUGUGGGGAACGAUGCCAAGAAGGGCGGCGCGGCUGUGUAUGUGGAUCGUGAGCUUCUCCGAAAGAACCCUCUCGGGGAGAUGACUGACAGCAGCAGUGGCAGUGGCAGCGGCGACAGCAGCAGCAGCAGCAGUGGCAGUGGCAGCGGGUCAUCGGUGCCCUCUCUCCCGCCGGCUGUGGCACUGAGCAACAAGCUGACGUGCACGAAUGUGGUGUUUGAAGGCAACGCAGCCGUGCCCAGCCAGGGCGUGGCAUUCUUCGACACGUCCUUCUGGCCGGGGGUCAGGAUCACAUGUGCUGACGCUGAUAGUAGCAAGCGGGACACCAUCGGCACCCCUCCCACGUCCUUCUCUCUCAUGUGGGAGAAGAAUGUGAUGGAAGGGGGAAACGGCAGUGAUGCCUCUGUCCCGUUCACAGUGAUGGGCGACACGCAGACGCCCAUCGUCAACAUCACCGUCACCAUUCUAGAUGCCUACGGCAACGUCGCCACCGACGACUUCUCUUCUAUCAUCGCCAUCCAGCCCGACCCAAGAAUCUCCGGCCUCCUCCGCGCCACCGCGCUCCGCGGCCGGGCGGUCCUGCCGCCCGUUUCCCUCGUCCUGCCGCCCGAAGAGGCCGCGAAUUUCACCCUCCCGAUCACCGUCAGCAGCCCGACCGACGCUUACCCGCCAAUCACCCGCGAGCUCGAAUUCGGGUUGUGCGAUCCUGGGAGCUAUUUCUCCCUGGAUGAUCUGGCUUGCCUGCCUUGCGAGGUGGGCUUCAUGUGCCCUGCGGGGCAGGGGUCAGUGAUGUGCGAGGACGGGACGUUCAGCUUUCUUCCGGCUGCGAGCGAGUGUGCGACUUGUGCUGAUACAGUCACGAUUCACGGGGAUAACGCAAUGGAUUGCACCAAUGGGACGUGUACGAUUGCUGCGGAUUUCUGGUUGAACCCGGGGAGCGUUUACACUGACAACCCCGCGGUGUACUACUGCGACGUGUCAAACGGCUGUGCAGGCUACGAGUACACAUCCCCCAACGACUCGCAGUGCGCGGAGGGGUACAAUCAGAACCGCCUCUGCUCCAUGUGCGCCCCCGGCUACUACUCAGUCAUUGGCACGUGCUACCAGUGCACCUCCUGGAUGGAAACCCUCUUCUGGUUCUUCUUCGUGCUCGUGAUCCUGCUGUGGGUGGCGACGGCCGCCUUUUCUGACCGCUUCCACUCGGUGUCUAUGAUGAACAGUGAGCUGCAGAUCCUGGCAGUGCUGGGCUCUGUGGAUCUGCAGUUCCCCGACUGGGCGAGAAAAGUCGUGGAGCUCUCAACACUCAGUCUCUUCUCUGUGGACAUUCUGGGACCGGACUGCAAGGUCUCCUUCCCCUUCACCUCUCGCUGGGCGCUCACCAUGAUAGUCGCUGCUGUGGGUCUCGCCGCCUAUGCCCUCCUCUUCGCCGUGCAAGGCACCCUCCGCCGCUUCUUCCCCUCACCCGCGCACUCCUCCCACUCGCAAGGCCAAAUAGGGAAAGGGGAGAAGGGAGGGGAGAAGGGAGGGGAGAAGGGAGGGGAGAAGGGCGGGGAGAAGGGAGGGGGGGUUGGAGAAGACAAGCCGUCGGCGAACCCGCCGGCCCCUCUGGAGGAUAUUUAUAUUCACGGCGCGGCCAACUGGCUGGACGUGUGCUAUCUGCCCGUCACCGUGCGCUGCUUCCAGGUUAGCCUUGCGCUAACAGCAGUGCGCGCAUCACGCUGUUUGCGAUCGCCAUCGCCGUCACCAUCGUCUUUGUGGCGGGUGCGCCCAUCUACUAUGCGCUCACCAUGCUCCACACUCAACCGCGCUCUCACCCCUCUCCUCCUUCCCCUCCCUCCCUCCCUCCCACCCUCACUCCCUCCCUCCCUCCCUCCCUCCCUCCCUCCCUCCCUCCCUCCCUCCCUCCCUCCCUCCCUCACUCCCUCCCUCCCUCCCUCCCUCCCUCCCUCCCUCCCUCCCUCCCUCCCUCCCUCCCUCCCUCCCUCCCUCCCUCUCUCCCUCUCUCCCCCACUCCCUCCCCUCCAGGCCUUUUCCAAGAGCACGUACGAUGUGACUGUCAUGACAUUCUCCCCCACGGACCUGUGGAGCAGCAGUGCGCGCAUCACGCUGUUUGCGAUCGCCAUCGCCGUCACCAUCGUCUUUGUGGCGGGCGCGCCCAUCUACUACGCGCUCACCAUGCUCUACGGCAAGAAGCAGAAGCUGCUCGACACGCAAGCGUUCCGCGCGCGCUGGGGGUGGAUGGUCACGCGAUAUGAAUAUCGUUAUUUCUACUGGCAUCUUAUGUUGUUCGCGAGGAGGAUUCUGGUCGCGGCGCUGUUUGUGUUCCUCAUUGACUCGCCUCCGGUUCAGGGGAGGGGGAGGGGGAAGGGCGCACCCAUCUUCUACGCGCUCACCAUGCUCUACGGCAAGAAGCAGAAGCUGCACGACACGCAGGCGUUCCGCGCGCGCUGGGGGUGGAUGGUCACGCGAUACGAGUACCGAUACUUCUACUGGCACCUCAUGCUGUUCGCCAGGUGGAUUCUCGCCGUGGCGCUGUUUGUUUUCCUCAUCGACUCGCCUCCGGUUCAGGGGGAGGGGAAGGGCGCGCCCAUCUACUACGCGCUCACCAUGCUCUACGGGAAGAAGCAGAAGCUGCUCGACACGCAGGCGUUCCGCGCGCGCUGGGGGUGGAUGGUCACGCGAUACGAAUACCGCUAUUUCUACUGGCACCUCAUGCUGUUCGCCAGGAGGAUUCUCGUCGCGGCUCUCUUUGUCUUCCUCAUUGACUCUCCCCCGGUUCAGAUGACUGUGCUCUUCCCCGUGCAAGUCAUCCUCAUCGGCCUCCAGCUCGCCGCCUCCCCAUUCCUCACCUCAACCACAACACCUCUCUUUUCCCCCCAACUCCCCUCCUCUCCUCCCAACUCCCCUCCUCUCCUCCCAACUCCCCUCCUCUUCUCCCCACCCCCCCCCGCCCCCCGACCAGAUGACUGUGCUCUUCCCCGUGCAAGUCAUCCUCAUCGGCCUCCAGCUCGCCGCCUCCCCAUUCCUCACCUCAACCACAACACCUCUCUUUUCCCCCCAACUCCCCUCCUCUCCUCCCAACUCCCCUCCUCUCCUCCCAACUCCCCUCCUCUUCUCCCCACCCCCCCCCCGCCCCCCGACCAGAUGACUGUGCUCUUCCCCGUGCAAGUCAUUCUCAUCGGCCUCCAGCUCGCCGCCUCCCCGUUCGUCGCCUCGACCCACGACGCGUUCGCAGCGACCCUAAUCGUCGCCGAGAUGAUCUUCAUCAUCGCCACCAUGGGGUUCAACUUCGUGCAGCUCGAAACGCUCCCUAAGAUCGGUUUCGCGCUGGUCAUCGUCGCCUUCUGCGUCCCCACCCUCCUCGUCUUCUCCUACGAAUCAGCCAACCAUCUCCUAGUCUGGAAAGUCCACGGCGCAGCGAAAAGCCUCUGGGCUUUAGACGACGAGGGGGAAGGCGGGGACGGAGGAGACGGAGCGACAGGGAAACCCGGAGCAGGGGCAGCUAGUAACAAACCGCCGAAGCAUGUGAGGGAGGGGGCAGUGGAGGUGUCACCUAGUGACGUGCUCGACUGGUUCCGCCCGCACAUUGCAGCUAUCAUCCUGCUCCCGGGCCGGGAGGAGGAGCGGAGGCUGCUUAUGAAGGUCCGGCGGGCGUACGAGGCCUGCUGCUACCCCCUCAACUCCGCCGCUUCCGCCACUGCAGCCGACACCACCGCUGCUGCUGGUGCUGCUGCUGCUAGUGCUGCCGCCUCCUCCUCCUCCUCCACGGCCCUGGUUCCCGCACCGGAAUUCGGAGACACCUCCUGGAUCAAGGACCUGAACAAGUCGCAGCGCUUUGCCGCUCUGCAUCAGAUUGUGCUGGGUGCGGCCGUAGGGAGGCGCCCUGUUGCCCGCGUGCCCUUUGAUGCCCGCGACGUGCCGGCUAUCUGGACCACGUCCGGAGGGGUUGUUAUCGCUGGUAUGGGUGCCGUUCCCACCACUAGCAGCGGAGGGGUGGGAGCGCAGGAGAGCGAGGGGAGGGAUAUUGCUUCUGGGGGAGCGCUGAGUUCUCGGUAUGGGUAUGGCAGUACUAGCUUUUAUGUUGGAGCGGGCAGCGGGCCGGGCGGCGCAAGCACCCGCGUGCAUGACAUUCUCGCGUCCUCGCGAUUCAUCAGCAAGGCAAUGCGGGAAAACGCCAAGACAGACCGCCCGGCGCUGGUCCGCUCGAAGAAUAUCUCAAUCAAGAAUCUUCGUCCGCCCAAGCCGCCCCAGCCGCUGCCUCAGGACCUGUGGCCGCCGCCCCUGGAGGAGUGCGCCACGUGGGCGCACGUGAUUGGCCGACAGCAGGCGGCUCAGAUGGAGAGAGAUGCUGCAGUGGCGGAGGGGAGGGAGGAGGAGGAAGAGGAGGAAGACGAGGGAGCAAAGGAAGAAAUGGCCGGUGCCCCAGCUGGGUAUGCGAACGGCGGGUCAGAGAAAUUGAACGGCGCUGCUGCUGCUGGUGCGAGUGGAGGGGACGCGAACGGAGAGGGCGUGGAGGAUGAGGAGGACGAGGAGGAGGAAGAAGAGGAGGAGGAAGGGGAGUACCUGGAGGCAUGGCUGGAUAGCAUGGGGAUCUCCCUGGCGUUUCAGCAGAGUUUCUCCCAGCUGACUCUGGUGGAGAAGAAGAGGAAGCCCCAGUCGCUUCGCCGCCUGCUCACGUCCGUGAAGCUUCCAGACAUCCUCGGUUGGCUCUCGUCCCCCCUGUGCACCACUGCCGACCGAGCCUUGUUUGUUCGUCUGCUAGCGGCUGUGCGGGCGGCGACAGUGGAGGAUGCGGGCGGCCCGCGUUGGAGCAAGUGUCUCGUGGUGGCGUUCCAGGGCAAGGCCAACACCACCCGCAAAGUGGCAGCAGCAAGCAAGGACUAUCUAGCAGAGGCAUCAGAGCACACUCUGGCAGAAGCGUCACAGGAGGACUCACCGUAUGGCUAUGGCGUCUAA